UAGUCAGUGUUUUGGAUGGAAUUAGAUGUAAGUUCACCUAUUCCCUGAAAAACUCGUUCACUUUGGUUUCAAAUUUACGAGAUAUCGUAAUUCCCGACGAUUACGUGUUGGUUAGCUUUGAUGUGGUUUCGUUAUUUACAAACAUUCCUCAAGGUUUAAUUUUUGACCUCGUUGAUGAACAUUGGGAGGAUUUGAAAACCCAUACUCAGAUUCCAAUAACGACAGUUAAAAAUAUUAUUCAGUUUAUUUUCGUGAACAGCUAUUGUACUUAUGAUGGUUUAUUUUACUCCCAGAUUAGAGGUUCUGCUAUGGGAAACCCAGCCUCCCCAAUUUUGGCUGAGAUGGUCAUGAAUAAGAUGACAUUAUUUUAUCCAUUCCAAAGGAUAAGGUUCCACAAGUCCUGCAAGUUUUCAAUAGUUUCCAUAGCAGCCUCCAAUUUACAUAUGAGUUAGAGAGUGAUAACCGAAUCCCGUUUCUGGAUGUUCUUCUAAUUAGAGAGGGCAACAAGAUUAUCACUGACAUUUAUAGAAAACCGAUAUCAUCAGGUAGAGUCUUACAUUAUGACUCAGCGCACUCGAGAAUUCAGAAAGUUAUGAUAAUAAAAUCGAUAAAGCACAAAAUUCAGAAUUUAUCGGACGAGUUGUUUCACAAGAAAAAUUUCGAUGAGCAAACUUUAUUUCUGAUGAGGAAUGGUUACCCGAAAAGUUUGAUACAUAAAAUUUUUUAUUCUUCUAAUGUUGAACCUCCACCGCACACGUUGAAUAAUGUUGACGAGUCCCAUAAUAAUGUCAGAGUCUGUAAGUUGAUUUAUGUACCGAGGUUGUCCGAACAACUCAAACGAUUAAUGAAAGAUAGUACAAAUCGUGUUAUUUAUUACUACAACAAAACUGUUCGGUCUAUUUUUUCAAAGCUUAAGGAUAGGGAUCCGAAGGAGAGAUGUUCUGGGGUGGUUUAUAAGAUCAACUGUAGGGAUUGUAGCGUGUGUUAUGUCGGGCAAACAGGGCAAUAUUUGGGCAACAGAUCUGCCCAACAUGAAAGGGAUUGCAAGAAUAAAAAAGAAUCCACAGCAUUAUCUGCUCAUGCUUCAUCAUCCAACCACAAUUUUGAUUUUCAGAACGUUGAAAUUUUGGGUCGGGAGAACAACUGGUUUAAACGUUGCUUUAAGGAGAUGAUUUAUAUAAAAAAGUUCCCAAACACAGUUAAUGCACGUACGGACGUUAGUACGUUGAGUGUGGCAUAUUCCAACUUGAUUCCAAAAUGUUGAAAGCCCAGUUAAAUAUUUGGUCGUUUCGUUACGCCACUGUGCAAGUGUCAUGUUGUCUCUCGUGUUUCCGUUGUGUUUGUAGAUCGUUUUUCUUCCAUUCAUUUGAAUUCUGCGUUUGAUGUGUCAUGACCCAAAAAGCAAACAUACAUCGAUGCCUAGAUCCGGUAG
Coccinella septempunctata (seven-spotted ladybird) is the source of this 1432-nucleotide messenger RNA. RefSeq lists its product as uncharacterized. The record is from RefSeq and is a predicted model, not a curated record. NCBI's taxonomy places the organism in Eukaryota, Metazoa, Arthropoda, Insecta, Coleoptera, Coccinellidae. The transcript has 2 exons. Bases 593 to 1264 code for a protein of 223 amino acids.